This is a messenger RNA of Stylophora pistillata, 5440 nucleotides long. RefSeq lists its product as uncharacterized. Gene Ontology annotation, cellular component: spindle pole; centrosome. The record is from RefSeq and is a predicted model, not a curated record. NCBI's taxonomy places the organism in Eukaryota, Metazoa, Cnidaria, Anthozoa, Scleractinia, Pocilloporidae.
ACAAGAUGGCUGCAGUGUUGUUGUAAAAUCAAUGAGCCCCCGUAAAGAAUGGAUGGCGAUAAUACAACACAGGGUUAUGUAGAUGAUGGAGCUUUUAUAGCUAUAGCAAAUGAGCUGUUGGGAAAAUGCAACCUUCCUGGUACAAUAACUAAACUUGAGGAAUGCAGUGACAACUUCUUUGUUGCAGUUUACAGAGGUCUGCUGGGUGAUGAUUUGGCUGGUAUUAUAGAGAAUCCCAUUUCAAAUGAACAACAUGUUUCAAACUGCCAAACUGUGAUAGAUUCAGUUGCUUCUGAUAUUCUUAGUGUGGAUCUAACACACAUCGCUGGGAGCAGCAUUGUGGAGGGUGACAAAAUUUCAAUUCGGAACUUGUUAGAGAUUUUUGCUGGAUUGCUUGAGUUCUUCAUGGAGUACAAUGAUGAUGAAGGUUCUGAAGAUGAAAAUGACUCCAAUUUGCUGACUUCAAAACAUGAUGUCAUCUCUGGAGUACUAAGAGAAGAGUUGGGCCCCUCAUAUGAAGCUGUUUAUGGUUCUAGACAAAGCGACAGGAGAGAGGAGGCAAAGAGAAAACGGCCAUUGUUGCAGCAGUCAAGUGGAGGAGUAAUGCUGGACAGAAAUGGAGUGCCAAAGAAACAAGAAUCAUUAACCAGAGUCUCUGUCGUUUGGGAUCAUGAAAAUUCCACUGGUUUUGAUGCAGACACAUCAAAGCUCAGUGACUCAAAAAUGGAAGGUGUUAGUGACUCAACUGCUGAACUGAUCAGACUUGGAGAAACCACAUCAGACAGAUUGCCACCACUAGGGAUAGAAAAAAAGGCAGAAACCAGAAAUCAGCUUCCAGAUUCAACAUCAGACAUGUCUGCUAGAUCACCAAUGAUCAGUGUCAGCUCUCAGCAUGGUAGCAGACCUUAUAGAAAUGAUGCCUUUGGUGGCACUUUAAAUGGAACAAGACCUUUGCAGGAUAAUACAAAACCAGUUAUGAAUAAUGCUAGUCCCUCGACAAGUUCCAAAAGACCAGAUUUAUCUGGAAUUAGGAAGUCUGACCGAUCCAGCAUACUUGUUUGUGAUGCCACUUCUAUGGAAGAUGAACUGACACAGUACACUUUGACACCCACAGAAGUGGGACAUUCUCCAGCUGUUAGGGAUAAAGACCCUGACAAGCCUUCAACCAGUUUUCUGUCCUCCUCCUCAACAUCUACAUCAUGGCCUGAGCAAAUAUCACCUCUAGAACCAUUAAAAGACUCUGGUGCCAGAGAGACAAGUAGCUUUGAUGCUCUUGGUGUGAGACCAAGACAAAACCCCCCAGCAACUGCAGUUUCAGAAGCUGCUGGAGACAACAGUGGACGGUCAACUCCUGUUUAUCAUCAUUACCACCACCACUUUCAUCACACAGAGCCACAAGGGACUGUACCAGAAUUUCAGUCUGUAGCUGGAGUUAGAGCAGCAGCCUCAGUUGAUGCACCAGAUAGAACAACGGUUUUAUCAAGGACCCAGCCUACUGGAACUGUGACCAGAACCAGACCUCAUUCUGGAACAACUGAUACACUUACAAGAAUAGCUCCUGUGACUUUUACUCACCCUCCUCACUCAGGGAGUUUUCCAUCAGUGAUUUUUCCAAGUGAUAGCAGUACAUUGCCCUCUGCAGGUCCCUCACAGCCAUCUGUCACCACAGUCACAGGAACAACAUCAACUUUGACUGACUCAGUGUUUCUAUCAAGGUCUGGAUCAUCACGUCCCCAUUUUGUCAUGGCAGCCACUUCUGAUACAGGUGCUGUUUCAUCAAGUGGUAGAGCACCACAAGGAAGGCUGGCUGGCUCAUUAAAAACAACCACAGUAACAUCUACGACAGAUUCAUCAAUGCCAUUGUCGUCGUCACUGCCAUCCACAAGUCACAGACCUGAUGGUGCUUUAAGAGAACGGGUUUCACGGCCAGAACAAACUGACCAAUCAGCGGAUCGAUUGAGUAGUCUGAGGAGAAUGCAGCCAUUUGCGUCUUCUCUCCCCGCCAGACUGCAGGAAGGAUCCAUAGGUUCUGAGCAUGCAGCACUUCGAUCAACAGCUGCAGACCUUUUACAAAAAUACAGCGCACCGGAAGAAGAAAGUGGCGAAAGUGACAGUGAGAGGGAAGCAGACGACGAGGAGCUCGCUCAGAACAGUGAUAGCGCUGUUGAUUACGGAAGAAUUGAGCCUCCUAUUGCAAAACCGAUAACGAGAGAUUUCUCAACUUCUCGAUCGAGUGGUAGCACAGGCAGGACAACCACAAGGCCAAGAAUGCCCCGCAGCUAUAAAGAAUCAACCGAAGAAGAUUCUUCUCCUGAACGUGUUCCCCGCCGCGGCGUGACUUUCCGUGACACAGUAGAAACAUUUCCAGUUUCAGGAAGAAUGGAUAGGCUAAGGCGCCUGCUGUACGAGGAGUCCGAGAAGCAGCGGAAACGACACACGGAAGCCAUGCGCAAGACUUAUCGUGAUCAGUUGAAGGAAAUACAACAGGAAAAAAAGAAAGAGAAAACUUUGCAGAUGAAAAGAAAAUUACCAGUCUCACCAAACGUUCCAAAGAAGAAACCAAAAAACAAGUCUCCAGUCAAGAAAUGUGGGAGAUUGGAGGCUGUCUAUCGCUCACAGACAAGAAAAUCCCGGCCAGUGAGAAGGACUUUGACAACCGGAAAAGGAAGAAAGAGAAGUGCCUCCGCGAGUCCUGUACUCGUUGGGAGAAAGAGCGACAGUCCAGAUCAUCCGGACAUGUUACUUCCCGCCAUGUUGGAAGAGUUCCCUUUCUUGCAUGUCUCGCCUCAAACAGCUCACAGCAUGUGGAACAAGCAGGCGCGGCACCUUAGCUCCUUUCUUAAAUCUGGUGCGGACGCCAAUAGGACCAAAACUCAGAGAAUGAUUGAAGAUGCUGAGAAGCGACAGAAGACUUUGGUGGGAAUAUUAAAAAAAGAUUUGGAACAUAAUAUGAGAAUGCGAGAUAAACAAGAGCGGCAGCAACAGCAGCGGACUGUUAAGGCAAAACUGAGAGAAAAACGCCAAGUCUCUGCGCAUGCGCGGCGAUACUAUGAUGAGUAUGAGUUGCGCAUGCGGGCCAGAAUGUUGAAAAGGCGCACGCGUGAAGAACAGAUCUUCAAAAGGUUGUUUGAGGAUGGUUUGGAUAUUCAAAAACAACGCAUACGCGAACUCAGAGAGUAUGCGAAAGAGCAGAGAGAAACUUUGGCUCAGAGGCAGCAAAACGAAAUUGAAUCACUGGAAAACUUCUAUCGUGACCAGUUUGCCAUGUUGGCAGAUGGAAUCGCUCGGGAGAGAUAUGAGAUGGAAGUACGCGAAAAAGCCCAAGAAAAGGUGGUCCGACAAAUGCGACGGGAGUUGCGGCGGAAACUCGAACAUGACGUGCAAGAGUUCCAAGAAAAUCUUCAACGUGAUGAAGACUCGGCUUACUUUCGGCAGUUAGAGGCUGACAGACUAAAGGGCAAAUUUCAACUUGCAACUCGCAACGCGUUUUAUUGAAAACCAAGUCGCUCGUUUCUUUAAAUGCUGUUACUCCUCAUAUAGUAUCGUGGGCGGAGGAGGGAGCAGGGAGAGGAGGAGGCAGGGAGGAGGGAGCAGGCUAAUUGGUUAUUUGAUCUCUAGAGUGUAAUUCUACUACUCAAAAAAAAUCUGGGUAACAGUCUAUUAUGCUAAAGAAAUUAACUUUUUUCUGAUUUGUUAUUUGAGUUACGUAAGUUUCUUGCGUUUCUUGUUUCAAAAUAAAAAUUCUCCAUAGUUGCCUGUCGGUGUUUAAUGUGCAUUUUUCAUAUGAUGCUGGAGGACGUAAUGGUUCCUGCUGGCCCUUAGAAGGUUUAUGCAUUUUUCGGCGUAAUCUCUUUCCCAGAGGUCAUGCUCUCGCAAUUUCUUGCAGGCUGGAAACGAGGACUGAGAACGUGACAUCUGGGAACGAGAUUGAUCAAACAGUUACUCGCGCAUGCUCAGGUGAUGAAGAAAUAAUAGCCACUCGUCCCGAUGCUUUUUUCGCUCUUUUCCUAUCCCAACAAACACUAUAUGGAUGGGCAGUAGUUGAAAUACUCUGUGUAUGAAUGAGCGUUAACCAAAAAUAAGCGUUUUAAAGUAAGGAGUAAAAUACGUAGAACAGAUUUAUCGACGGCUUCAUCAAAAUCUGCAGCUUCUUUAUCAAUUUUCAGUUGUUGAUGGUUCAUCGUGUGACGCAUGUUCCAUAUCUCAGCAGGGUACCGGUAAAUCCUGCAGUGAUACCACAGGGAUGGUGCAAAUCGUGUACAUCUUUUAAUUUCCAAUAGGACGGACAAACAUAGUUAAUUAGAGUUAUUACUAGCUAAUGUUAUUUGUCGCUGUGAGUGAAUUUUUCAUGCUAACCAUUUGGGAAGCUUCUUUCAUUUCUGUUGAUGGCUACAGAGGAUUUUAUCGGCUGUAACUUGGAUGAAACAGAUACAGACGGGAACAAAAGAUACAAAAUAAUUACGAGAUUUUCGUAACCGGAAAAUUGGCUUCCCUCUAAUGACAACUUGUUUAGAGGUGAUGCUGUUAGAACAGAUGAGGGUCCCCAGACAACGGUUUUUUUCCCAAUCUGAAUGUCUGUUUAUCUCUCUGUGAUGUAUUGGCGAACCCUUUGCGCAGUCUUGAAGCCUGCCUAGCUUAUCACGAUCUUUUAUAGCAUUGAAACAAUUCCUCAGCCAAACGGCGCUGAAGAGGGGGAGGAAUAACAAGUAAUAAAAGAUCAAUGAAAUAAAAGAUAAACAAGUUGAAUAAAACGGAACAUAUUGUAAUGAAUCCUUAUCACAUUUUUACAUACGAGAACAAUGACACCCAACCUAGCGAAAACAGGAAUAUAUACAAAAGGAAUUUGGAAUAAAACGAUGCUUCCGUUGUUUUGGUUUGUACGGAAGAUCAUACUGAGAAACAGCCGUUCGAGAGUCACAAAAGCAUUUUUUGAUUAGAGCUUCUGAAACUUUUUCAUUUGAGUUAUAUUACAUCAGAAGUUGCGUUUUACUGUUUGUUUAUGAUGUCCUUUAAAACCAACGAAACCUGAGUGGCUUAAAAGCCGCCAAGGACCACACUUCUGCAAAAUAGACUAAAUCAAAAUACAUCCCUACAUUGAAAGAGGAUUUUAUUACAAGUAGUUAGAAAGAUAAUAAUAAAGUGUCAAAAUUGAUUAGCGUCAUAAUGUUCAGCACGGCAUUGAGUUCUCAUUUGGCAAUCAAAGUCGACAGAAAAAGUGAUUAAUCUCCUAGUAUUUGUUUAGUCCACUGCAUGCAAUAGCUGUCAUCAUGCGUGCUUAUUAUAAUUCACGUUUCUCUCUCGAAAACUACAAAAACUCUUUUAAUUUCAAGGCUAUCGUCUUUCUAAGGUACAAUGAAGCACUGAAAGUCACUGAUAUAGCCAUGAGAUACAUCGUUGAUUCAUUUCAGUUUGUGAUGAAUGUUUACAGAUAUAUGAGUAU